GCAUCAAAUAUGACUCAUAAAAAGGAUAGUAUAAAUGGCGCAGGCAUUCUCUCGUUAUCCACUGCGGUAGCUUCCCAGCAAAAAUAUGGCGGCCUCGCUUUGCAAUCUAGCAUGCUCGCCGCUUCUUCGUCUGCCUUUUCCUCGGGAACAUGGAACUCAUCACAAGGCCAGAAAAUUAAUAACAAAAAAUUAUAGUGACUUAGAUAAACCAGAAUCUAGAAUCACUAGUUUAAGCGCUGGUAACGUUAACAUGGAGCUUGGUCUCGAAUCUGAGGAACGACUAUAUCUUGGCAUGGAUUUUGGCACAUCUGGUGCGCGAUAUGCUGUAAUUGACCAGGAAGGCAGCAUAUGUGCUGAGGGAAAGAGAGAGUACCCUUUGUUGAUGAGUGAGGAAACAGUAGAUUGGGUAAAAUCCUGGAGAACAACACUUUUCAGCCUCUUGGAAGAUAUUCCUGUCAGUCUCCGUCCAGCUGUUGCAUCCAUUUCGAUCGAUGGCACUUCUGCGACAACAAUCAUAAUUGACAGCAAAACAGGUGAACCAUUGUGUAAGCCUUUCCUAUACAAUCAGAGUUGUUCUGAAGCUCUACCAAUAGUAAAAGCAAUUGCUCCAGCUAAUCACACAGUUUGCUCUGGAUCCUCCACAUUGUGCAAAUUGGUCUCCUGGUGGAAUUCUGGUACCCCUAAAACUUCAGCAGCGUUACUGCAUCAAGCAGACUGGUUGUUGUUACUUCUUCAUGGAAAGCUCGGAGUGACUGAUUACAACAAUGCAUUGAAAGUUGGUUAUGAUCCUCAAUUGGAGUCAUACCCUCAAUGGCUACUUUCUCAGCCUUAUUCUAGUGUUUUACCCCUUGUGCAAGUUCCAGGAACCAAAAUUGGCACCAUGAUAGAAAGCAUCCAAACACGUUUUGGCUUCGCAAAGGAUUGUAUCAUCUGCACGGGAACCACUGAUAGUAUAGCCGCAUUCCUUGCAGCACGUGCAACUGAACCCGGAAAAGCUGUCACAUCAUUGGGUUCAACACUUGCUAUCAAACUUCUAAGCACCACGAGAGUAGAUGAUGCACGUUUCGGGGUGUAUAGCCAUCGGCUUGAUGAUAAAUGGCUUGUUGGUGGAGCUUCAAACACAGGUGGAGCCGUCCUUAGACAAAUCUUUACCGAUGAUCAGCUGGAGAAGCUGAGCCAGCAAAUAAAUCCUGCAGAGGCCUCUCCUCUUGAUUAUUAUCCUUUGCAAGACAUUGGAGAACGAUUUCCUGUAGCCGACCCAAAAAUGGAACCCAGAUUGCACCCUCGCCCUGAAAGUGAUGUGGACUACUUGCAUGGCAUUCUAGAGUCCAUUGCUCGCAUCGAGGCGCAAGGGUACAAGUUGUUGACGGAAUUGGGGGCAACACCUGUGGAAGAGGUUUUCACUGCUGGGGGAGGGUCCAAAAACGAUAAAUGGAUCAAGAUACGCGAGCGUGUCAUGGGGUUGCCUGUCCGCAAGGCGCUGCAGACUGAGGCUGCUUAUGGAGCUGCAUUGUUAGCCUUAAAGGGUGCUUCACAGUAACUCACAUUACUCUACUCAUUUCAUAUGGCGCAAUUAUCACUACUUGUUUUUAGUCCUGCAUAGCAUGUAUUCAACUAGUGUUUGCGACAUGAGAUCAAAUGUGAAAGCUGCAAUAACCAGAACGUUUGGAAUAUGUCAUAUAAAUUAUAAUCGAUCAUCUCUUACAAGUUC
Molecule: messenger RNA, 1711 nt
Organism: Andrographis paniculata
Lineage: Eukaryota; Viridiplantae; Streptophyta; Magnoliopsida; Lamiales; Acanthaceae
Product: D-ribulose kinase
Exons: 9
Coding region: 86-1540 (484 amino acids)
Biological process (GO): xylulose metabolic process
Cellular component (GO): cytosol
Molecular function (GO): D-xylulokinase activity
Source: RefSeq, a predicted model, not a curated record